AUGUCGAAAAUUAGUCAAAAUAGUGAUUUAAGCAGUUUAAACGAGCCAAAUAGCCCAUAUGUAACUCCAGGGUGUGAAAAAAACUCGUUCGAAACUAAUAUUAAUACGCUGAGAGGAUCCCGCGUGCAAGCACCCGAUGAUUCACUUCUCAUAAAUGGUGAUUGCGAUUAUGCUUUGGAACUCCGAGCCUUCAAAUACCAAGUUAUCAAGAAAAUGGACAUGCAAACAAGAGCUAUUAUGGAUCUUCGAGAUUUGUGUAUUUCCCUGAAAUCGGAAUUGCAAGAAAUUAAAACGAAGUUCAUGUCGGUAGUUGAACAAAGUGAUAAAAGCAAUAGUGAAAAUAUCAAUCGUGCUCUCAAUGUAAAUAACGGGCAGUGUAUUCGUACCGAGGACAUAUCGGAGAAGCGAAUAGAAAAUAUACCAACACCAACAUUUGCCAAAAUCACUCAAAACCCGAGGCAGGUAGGCGGUAGUACUAGCGAGGCCACGAAAGCCACGAAAAUCAGCUCAGCGACAAUCAAAACGCGACGAGUUAAGAGACAUCAAUUGCAAUCGGUGGAUCUCGAGACCGUAGAGGUGUCGGUGAAGGAGGCGGACGAGCCGUUGGUGCUGGUGGACCCGUAUCACCCGCCACUCUUGAUUGAGCUGGACUACCCCCGAUAUACAAGGAUAGGACGGGACGUGUUGCAUAACUGGGAAAGUAGGACCGCUGCAGGUAGGAGUAAAUUAACUUGGAAUUUCUAUAAAGCAGAUUUUGCUUCAUUAUAUCACUCACUGAGUCUCGUCGAUUGGGGUGACGUUUAUAAUAUGCGAAACCCUGAGCACGCCCUUGCAGCGUUAUAUGAUAUCUUGAACAACAUUCUAGAUAAGCAUGUGCCUAGAAAGUCCAACGCGAAAAAUCAUAAAUGUAGCUAUCCCGAGUGGUAUACGUCCGAUAUUAUUAAUGAUAUAAGGCUUAAGGCUAAGUUACACAAACGCUAUAAAUUAAGUCGAUCGGAUACGGAUUAUAACGCUUUUGCAUUUUGUCGAAGGAGAGUUAAGGCUAAUCUAAAACAGACAUUUCAGAUAUACGAACAACGAAUUCAAAACAAUUUAAUUAAAGACCCAAAAUCUUUUUGGAAAUAUAUCGGAGCAAAAAAAUCGUCUGCACAAAAACAAACAGUUUAUAAAAACGGUGUGCAGUUAUCGAAUUCGGAAUGUGCGAAUGAAUUUGCGAAAUAUUUUUAUUCUGUGUACAAUAACGAACCAGCGAGACUCAAUGUUGACGAAGCGGUGAGGGCGAGCGGCGGCGGUAGUGCUCGUGUUCACGUACCCGAACUGUCGCUAGCCGAAGUAAAAGUUGCGCUCGUUCGGCUGAAGCCAAAAAGCUCCGUGGGCCCAGAUGGAAUUCCGCCUUUCUUAUUACGCGACUGCAGGAAACAUGUAAAAUAUAAAAGGGACUCACCGCAUCAGCUUCUCGUUGGCGGCACAGCACCAUCAGCACAUCAGGAAGUUGUGUACCCUGCUUCAUCGUCGGAUGGUCUAAACUCUAAUUAA
This is a messenger RNA of Leptosia nina, 1536 nucleotides long. The record is from the annotation of a GenBank genome assembly. Lineage: Eukaryota; Metazoa; Arthropoda; Insecta; Lepidoptera; Pieridae.